Messenger RNA from Hypanus sabinus (Atlantic stingray), 3540 nucleotides. It is a transcript of the gene miox, whose product is annotated as myo-inositol oxygenase. The transcript has 10 exons. Gene Ontology annotation, cellular component: cytoplasm. Bases 102 to 989 code for a protein of 295 amino acids. The record is from RefSeq and is a predicted model, not a curated record. Gene Ontology annotation, biological process: inositol catabolic process. NCBI's taxonomy places the organism in Eukaryota, Metazoa, Chordata, Chondrichthyes, Myliobatiformes, Dasyatidae. Gene Ontology annotation, molecular function: inositol oxygenase activity; iron ion binding.
GCAAAAAGGUAACAUUGUUGACCCUGAACAUUGUCCUUUCCGCAAUGCACAGAGGUACUUAAGAGAGGUUAAGCACACAUACACACACAAUCAGUGGCACCAUGAGUAUGCAGUCAAAGAAGCAGUCACCAAGGAGUUUAAUCUCCACCAAACCCUUGGAGCAGGAAAUUGACCAGACUGUGACUCCAAACAACAAUAAGAACAAGAGUGAAUACAGGAAUUUUGAGAAUGGAAUUCUCCAAGACCGGGUUUUGAAGACAUAUCGACAGAUGCACACCUACCAGACUGUAGAGUUUGUGAAGAGAAAGAUUUCUCAGUGGGCCCCUUGUUUGCAGGCUGAGAUGACAGUGAUGGAAGCUCUGGAGGAGCUUGACUAUCUAGUUGAUGAAUCUGACCCUGACGUGGAUUUUCCAAACUCUUUCCAUGCCUACCAAACUGCAGAGGGACUCAGGAGGAUUUAUCCCAGCCUGGACUGGCUGCACCUGGUUGGACUGCUACAUGAUAUUGGAAAAAUCCUCAUAAGCUGGGGCGAGCCACAGUGGUGUGUGGUUGGAGACACUUACCCAGUCGGGUGCAAGUUCCAGGAUUCCAUAGUUUACAGGGAUACCACAUUUGCAGACAAUCCUGAUCUUAAGGACCCGAGAUACAGCUCGCUUUAUGGGAUUUAUGAGCCUAAUUGUGGUUUGGAUAAAGUGCUGAUGACGUGGGGCCAUGAUGAAUAUAUGUAUAAUGUGCUGAAAGCUAAUGGAUGUAAACUUCCUGAAGAGGGACUGUACAUUAUCCGCUACCAUUCAUUCUAUCCCUGGCACACCAAGGGAGAUUACAUGCAUCUCUGUAACAGCAAAGAUCUGAAGAUGCUGGAGUGGGUUAAAGAUUUCAAUAAGUUCGAUCUGUACACCAAGAGCACUGAUUUACCUGAUAUAAAGAAGCUACAGCCCUAUUAUCAACAACUGAUUGACAAGUAUUGUCCUGGGAAAUUACGUUGGUAACCAGUGGAACACUCUCCUGGGAGAUGAUCGAAAACAGCAAGUAUGAGUCACAAUGUACUGAAGAAGCAUAUCACUGCAGCUGUUAGAAAUCUGAAAUAGCAACACAGCAGUCAGAAAUCAUCUGUGCAAUGAAAAAGAUAGAGUAUAUGAUAUUGAUUAAAGAUUUUGAACUGCAUUCUGAAACCAAUGAUGACCUUUAGAUUUAGAUCAAUAAAUGUUCAAAAUUCACGCAUUUCCAAGAAACACCUUGCUCUCAAAUGAAAAUAUUGCCCAUGUUCCACAGUUUUAAGCUUAUCCUGUUAUUUAGCUUUCAGUAUUAUGUUUUACCAGUAAUUCAUCAACCCAGUGCCUUUCUAAACACCACUGCUGACAGAACCCCUGCCUCUGCUAUUUCUCUCCUCCAUCUGACAUCAAGCCCAAGAACAAACUUUGGAACAAGCAAGAACCUUGAAGAUAAAAACAAAUGUUGAUUAAUAUGAAGUUUCUGAUUACUUAAAAUACUAUUCUGAAUUUUACUGGUAGCAGUAGGAAGAGAGGUACACAAAACUUUGGAAAACACAAAUACUCCAAUGCUAAAUUUAUAGGACCCACAACUUUCCAGUUACAAACAGCACUGUUGAUGUGCAACAUCUUCAACCAAGUGGAUGAAUAGCUCAAGAAAACAUUCAUCUGGACUAAGUGAUGAUGUGUCAUAAAAUGAGGAAUUGAUGUCAGGUAACUAUCGUGGAAUGCAACGCAUCAUUUCUGUUUAGCAGCUUUUCAACUGCACUAAAAAAAUUAAAAAUCAGUAAGAUGGAAGAGAUGGAGAUAAUGAAGGGAAUGUAUAUGAGGGGUGGACACCAUGCAAAUUUAAAUAUAGGUAGUGGUGGUACCUACAGAAAAUGUAAAAUAACAAUUUACAACAGGAAGUAUUGGAAACUGAGGCACAAAAUACUAGAAAGCAAAUCUCUACACCUGCUAGAAAUCUGAAAUAGAAAUAGAGCACAAGAAACACUUACAAGAUCAGAUGGCAUCUGUGGAAUGAGAAAAAGAGUAAAUCAUAUUGACUAAUGCUUUUGGAUUUCACUGAAAGAGGCUAAAGACAGGCUAGAAUCAGAGUGCAUUUAAGAAUCAAAGUGAGGGGCAUCUAGAAGUUCAGGAUGCAGGACAACAGAAUAAUAUAACAGAAGAGGAGGCAUGGGGGAAGGAAGCUGAAGGUAGUUUGACAUGAGGACAAUUCUAAUGUCCCAUAAAGACACAAAAAAAUCCCAUGGCUGCAUUUUAUAUUUUGAUGCUGUGGAUGCAGUUAAAUGAGUUGUUCAAAGUGAGAACAAGUUCAACUGGGAAAGAGAGCUAAUGCUGGUGGAGACCAAUUUGAGAGAAAGGCCCCCAGGACCUUUGAAAAAGAGGUUGAUAUCAAUGAUUUCUGGGGAGACUAAGUUUGUAAUAGAGCAAUUGCCUCUUAACAGAAUUCUCUUUAACUUAGUCUACUUGAACACUAAACCAACAGUUGGUUCAGUAGAAAAAUUUUUGACUACACCAGAGAAAUGAUAAAGUGCCUUCCUUCAGUCCCCACUGGAGGGUGCAAGCUGCUGCAACAUUCAUUCACCUCCUUAUGUGGUAAGGCAUCCAUUCAGUGUUUGGAGCACCAAUGAUAGUUUUCCUCACAAGCAUUGUCAGAUGAAGAAAGUAGGGCAUCAGCAUGGUGCAUGUCUGAAAUUGACUCUGUUCAUGGUGAAGAUCAGAAACUGCAUUAAAAUGUGAAGUUUAUAACUGAAAAGUAGAUCUUGAAUCUCCAACAGCACCUGGUAUAAACUUGAACACCAUCAGAAUUAUUGUCUUGACUAUUCAUUCCCUUUACCACUGGUGCACUGUGGUUGCCAUGUGUAUCUUCUACAAGACUGUCAGCAACAUACCAAAGAAUCUUUGAUAACACAUCCUGAACUUACAGCUUCUGCAAAGAAUCAGAUAUAUACAAAUACCACAUUUCCUUCAUAUUACAUCCUACCUAGGAUUGGAAAUAUAUUCCAGAUAUGUAGAUUUAGAUCACUGGAUCGAAAUCCGAGAGCUGCCUUCUAGGAGUUUCUUUGCUGGAUGGACUUCAAUGAUUCAGUUUGUGGGUUACCACCAAUGUUUCCUCUAAUGUGAACAUACCAAUGUGUACAAAAAUAUUGUGCUGUGCAAUUUUUGCCCAGUGACAUGUGCAUAAUGAAUAAUUCCUUCAAUUAAAAACAGUAUAGAUAAGCCAGUUCUAAAGUCUGCAGACAAAUCAUUGCAAACUCCAUGUUGUCAACACCACUCACAUCAGAAACCAUAAAAGGUAAUGUGUUUGUUCACAAUUGUGUAAUAUACUUAACAUGCCUGCGAGGUAGAUGGGACAACCUUUUGUGCACAACUUAAGUUUCUUUGUAUGCCAGUAGCGAAAGGUGUGUGCAUACUCACAUCUAAGAAGGAACAUUGGUUACUGCCACUUCUUAAGAACAAACAAGGUUGGAUAAUAAAUGUUGCUAUGUCAUCAGUGAUCAUGUACUAGAAGUGAAUGAAAUAAAACAUUUCCCUAGCUUUUUUCUUA